AGCUCACUCUGUCUCCAUUUCGACGAAACUCGGGUCAGGUGCAGCGCCUAUGCCAUAGCAGAGUUCGGCUAGACCGACAGACCGGGUCAGACCCUCACUGGAAACUAUCCACACAUAUGAAAUCCAGCAGAUGCCAGCGUAGGGGGCCCGAUAGUAUGCCAACCACACUGGACUUGGAGCUCUUCUAGGGCUUCCGACGAUAGGCCGCACGCACUGCCCGCCGUGGAAAUCCUCCUCAGUCAAAUUCGCGUCGCCGAGGCAAGAACAUUGCCGUCCCAACAGUUUGAGAUGCGCGGUUGCCCAGUUUGAGAGUCACACCUUCUAUAAACUCAGCAGCUCUAGAAGAAGCGCGGAGGAUGCAGCUGUACCUGGGCGCGAAUCCGUGCUGAGCUCUGGUAUCUGGAACCAAAAAGGAUAGGCCUCAUCAUACAGCCACAUCGUAGUUCUCGUAAAGCUUUUUUCGUGGUGUCUGUCCAAGUGGAAAAGCGAAAAGUAGCAAUACCGCGGAAGCCCUUGAAGUGUCUACGAAAAUCGUUAAAAAAUAGAAAAACACUCGGCGAGUAUGUCACGACGCGCUUGAAGACCCACUGGCUUAGGGGGAGUGAUUGGGAUUGAAAGAUAUCUGGCCCACAGCCGACUAUUCUGAUACUACUCCCACCAAACUUUAAACUCAGGAUUCGCAUGGACAAAGGCACAAUGAAGCGCAAGCAAAGGAGAUACAGAACAACAUUUAACACGCUGCAACUCCAGGAGCUGGAGAGGGCUUUUCAGCGGACCCACUACCCGGAUGUCUUCUUCCGCGAGGAGCUGGCCGUGCGAAUAGAUCUGACGGAGGCCCGGGUGCAGGUGUGGUUUCAGAAUCGAAGGGCCAAGUGGCGGAAGCAGGAGAAGAUCGGCGGAAUCGGAGGAGACUACAAGGAGGGGGGCCUGGAUCUCGAUGUGUCCUACGACGAUAGCGCUGUUUUGGGUCAACUAGAUACGGCAUUAGCAGGUGGAACUCUCCUGCCGGACACACCACCCCAAUCUUCCAACUCCCUGGACAACGAGCUAAAGGCGCCAUAUGGACCCACGUCCAUGUCACCAUCCAGGCUGUCGCCGAAUAUCUUCUUGAACCUGAACAUUGACCAGCUUGGCCUCGAAAGAGGCGGCAACGGGCUCUCGAUGGAGUGGUCCACUUACCCUCCUCCAAGUACAGAGCCACCGCAGUCGGAGCAUACUCUCCACCAGCAGCACCCGCCUCAGCAGCAGCAUUCCGGGCAGAAUCAACAUCCGCACCAUGAGAACAUCCAUCAGCAUGCGCAACAGAAUCCACUGCAUUCGCAGGGAUUAGAGUUUGCUGCCUCCUUGGAUCUGGAACUGCCCGAUGGCUCCUCCGCCUAUGAUGAGAUGAAGUUCCUCAGCGUCGAUCAGUUCACGAUUGACAGCUUCAAGGCAGACUGCAUUCUCAGCAUGGAACAGCCCCAGAUGCAGUCGUACGUGGAGAGCCACGCCCAGCUCGUCAGUUCACCCAACGAACUGUGCCUCGAGGCCAUCGGAAUGUCCGCCUUUGGUAUGGAGGACACAGGGCCUAAGACUCCUCCCUCCCUCCUAGUGCUAGACAAGUCGCUGCCCUCUCUUAGCAUCGGAGUGGAGGGUAUUGCUGACCUCGUGGAUCAACUGCAUCAUCAUCAGGACUGAGGCCGGCGCGGGGACUAAUCACAUUUAGGACAAUUUGUAGGCAAUCGUGAAGCAUAGCCGGUGCAAUCUUAGUUGUUACCGAUGUGGCUUCCAAGGCAAGAAGUUCAGGGGCGAAUGGUGAAGUUAAAUCAUGUUGUUGUUUUAUAGUCCAUGACGAUAGGUUUAGCCUGUAUUGGGUAAGUCUUUUCCAAAAAAAGGUUGGUUCGAAUAAGGAAUCUAAAAACUAAAAGAGCACUAAAAUAUUGUAUCUAAAGUUUGUAAUUCAGCCUUAAAAAGUAAUAG
Drosophila bipectinata is the source of this 1959-nucleotide messenger RNA. RefSeq names its product PvuII-PstI homology 13 (gene Pph13). Gene Ontology annotation, molecular function: DNA-binding transcription factor activity, RNA polymerase II-specific; RNA polymerase II transcription regulatory region sequence-specific DNA binding. Lineage: Eukaryota; Metazoa; Arthropoda; Insecta; Diptera; Drosophilidae. Gene Ontology annotation, biological process: regulation of transcription by RNA polymerase II. The record is from RefSeq and is a predicted model, not a curated record.